Kuraishia capsulata CBS 1993 is the source of this 1233-nucleotide messenger RNA. RefSeq lists its product as uncharacterized. Gene Ontology annotation, molecular function: S-methyl-5-thioribose-1-phosphate isomerase activity. The transcript has a single exon. The record is from RefSeq and is a predicted model, not a curated record. Bases 1 to 1233 code for a protein of 410 amino acids. Lineage: Eukaryota; Fungi; Ascomycota; Pichiomycetes; Pichiales; Pichiaceae.
AUGUCUUUGGAAGCUAUUAAAUUUGACAAGUCUGAUAUCAAGCUGUCGAUUCUUGACCAGCUUUUGAUUCCUUACCAAACCAAGUAUGUGGAUGUCAAAUCGAUUGGCGAUGGUUACGAUGUCAUCAAGAAGAUGCAGGUGAGAGGUGCUCCGGCCAUUGCAAUUGUUGGAUGUUUUUCUGUGGUGGUGGAGCUGUACAGGAUUAUUGAGUUAGGGGAAUUGACCUCCUUGAGAUAUAAUAUCCAAGAUCUGGAGGAGUUGAAGGAAAGACUCACACAAAGGCUGGACUUCCUGAUCAGCUCUAGACCCACUGCCGUUAACUUGUUGAAUGGGUGCAACGAAAUCAAAGAGUUGAUGGUGAAGGCUUCCUCUGUCAGAGAACUCUAUAAUUCCAUCAAGGAGUUUAGUGUGAAACUCUUCGAAGACGAUCUGGUCAACAACAAAAGAAUCGGAGACAAUGGUUGUGAUUACAUCUUCAACGAACUCUCCAAAGAGAAUUUCAAGGGCGAGUUUUCCGUCCUUACCAUCUGCAACACAGGUUCUUUGGCUACCUCCGGUCAUGGAACUGCUCUUGGUAUAGUGAGAUCCCUUUGGGCUAGGUCCAAGUUGAGUGGCGCUGAGUCGUCGGAGAGUUGGCUGUCUCAUGUGUACGCCUGUGAGACCAGGCCCUACAACCAGGGUUCCAGAUUGACAGCUUAUGAGCUCGACUACGAGAAAAUUCCGUUCAGCCUGAUCACUGACAACAUGGUUUCUUUCCUGGUUGACUCUUUGGUAAACGAAAGAAAAGAUCGUGGUCUCCCCUCUCUUGCUCCCAUCAAGUUCAUUAUCGUUGGUGCAGACAGAAUCGUCAAGAAUGGUGAUCUUGCAAACAAAAUCGGGACCUUCCAACUCUCACUCAUUGCUUCCCAAUAUCCAAGCAUUAAGUUUAUUGGAGCUGCUCCCUGGACCACUAUCGACCUCAAUAAAGAUUCUGGAGAUGAAAUAGUCAUUGAACAGAGACCUGCGAACGAGCUCACUAGCGUAAUGGGAGGGGAACUGGACGAAACAGGAACCGUCCUUCAGAAGGAUGCCUCCUCCAAAAUCAAGCUCACCAAAGUCAAAUUGGCGCCAAUGGACAUCUCAGUAUGGAACCCUGCCUUUGAUGUUACUCCUCACAAGUUUAUCGACAGUAUUGUCACCGAGGAAUCGUAUCUCACCAAGGACUCCCAGGGUUCAUUUACGUUAGCCAGAUAG